CUUUCUAAUGAUUUUCGUUAAUUAUUAUGAUGUGAUAAAUAUAUAGUGGCGUGGCAACCAAUACAAUUUUUUGGGCUAAAUUACACAUUUGGUCACUCGAAUUACAUAAAUAUUGCACGUUUGCCACCCGGAUUACUUUUCUUUCUUAUUCGCCACUAACUUUACGAAUUGUUUCAACGUUAGUCACCGGCCGUUAAUCUCCGUCAGAUUCCGUUAACUCCGUCAACUUUUUGAUGAUGUGGCAAACAGAACUACUGAGUGGGCUCACAAAAAGGCUGAGUCAUACAAAUUGACCGCCUAGUCAGCCUCAUCCAAUCCAAUUGACCAAAACUUAAUAUUUAAUUUUUCUACAUUUUCUUAAGAGCUAAAAUGAAAAAGAAAAUCAAAUCACAAUCCUCAUCCCCUCUUUCGUCUUACCCUUCCACGUCUUCUUCUCCUCCACUCGCCGACGUCCGAAUCAUCUGAAAGAAAUCCCCAAACCCUCGAGACCUCCUCUCAACCUUCCUCUGUUCUUUGUCCAGGAAGCGCCACUCCGUCGCCGUGUUGAUCGCGGGCAACAACAUCAAGCUCGCCUCUGCCAGAUCUGGGAGCGUUACCGCUAGCUGUGGAUCUCGCAAUUGAAGCUGGUGUUGGGGAUCCCGCCAUCUCCCCCACAGCCGAUGCCACCUUAUGUGAAGCUAUCUUCCCUCGCAGGUCCCAUCCAUCCGAGCUUAGGCAACAUCCAUCUCGCUUCCGUCUCCCUAUCCAGCAAUCACCUCGAUGUCUCAAUCCCUCCUUCAUUGUCGACCCUCCAAACCUCCAGCUCCUCUCGAAAUUCCCUUACCAGAACCAUCUUCGUCCCUAAAUCACUCAAUCUUGCAUUGGUACAGUCUAUCGACCCCAGCCACAACUUGCUAUCCGGCCAAAUCCCUACCAGCAAAAUCUCGAGUAGCUUGCUGGCGGUUAAGAAGCUGAGCGAUGCCAACUUCAAGGGUAACAUACUCUAUGGAGAGAUUUCGCGUGCUGCUUCGGUUUCACCGGCCUGUUCAGCUUCCCCACCUCGGAUGGAAUCGAUGACUUCUCAAACAUCCCUUCCUUUUCUAUCAUCAUCACCCCUUUGCGUCCAAUUCGCCGUCUAUUGUGGAGGGGGAUGAGUCGUCGUGGUUGAGAUUGAAAUUGAGGGCGGCGGAGGAAGGGGAUUUUUGUUGUGGGCAAUAGAGUUUGAUGGUGGCGAGCGACGACGACGGAUCGUCUCCGCCCCUCUUUCUCUCUGACCCGGAUCCCCAAUUCCCCAAUUCGAAAGACGCGACUUCUGAGAGAGAACGGUGUUCUGAGGCGGAGGAUGGCGACAAUUGGUUCAAGGGCGCGGGAUUAUCUGGCCUCCGUUACUACAUGAGUCAGCUUAGACCCGUCGGUGGUUGUAGCCGGCGAGGCAGUGGAAGGCGAUGGCUCCAUUUCACGAGGUCGGCGAUGGAUGGAAGAGGAAAGGGAAUUUAGAAAUGGAAGUGUUAAUUGGGUUGGGUGAGGCUGACCAGGUGGUCAAAUUUAUUAUUUUUUUUAAAAAAAAUUACAUGUCACU
Linum trigynum is the source of this 1558-nucleotide messenger RNA. The record is from the annotation of a GenBank genome assembly. Lineage: Eukaryota; Viridiplantae; Streptophyta; Magnoliopsida; Malpighiales; Linaceae.